This is a messenger RNA of Dichomitus squalens LYAD-421 SS1, 1329 nucleotides long. RefSeq lists its product as uncharacterized. The transcript has 8 exons. Lineage: Eukaryota; Fungi; Basidiomycota; Agaricomycetes; Polyporales; Polyporaceae. The record is from RefSeq and is a predicted model, not a curated record. Gene Ontology annotation, cellular component: plasma membrane; mitochondrion; lipid droplet. Gene Ontology annotation, biological process: glycolipid biosynthetic process. The coding region runs from base 1 to 1329 and encodes 442 amino acids.
AUGGUGGUUGAUAUCCUCGUCCUCGGGGCGACAGGUUUCACCGGUCGCCUCAUCACCCGCUACCUUGCGAGUCACCCGCAGCGCAAUUCGUUCACGUUUGCCAUUGGGGUACGCUCGAAGACCAAGGGCGUGGAGCUACUGAAGUCGCUCGGGAUUGAGAACGACGGAACGGUGCGGCUUGUCGAGGUUGAUGUCACGCGGUAUGAGACGGUCGAGGCGGCGGUGAGGGACACGAAGGUUGUGAUCAACACCGUAGGGCCAUUCUGGUUAUGGGGGACGAGCGUCGUCCGGGCAUGUGCGCUGCUGGGUAGGCGGUACGUGGAUCUCACCGGCGAGCCCCAGUUCGUGCGCAAGAUUAUCGAGCUCUUUGAUCAUAUUGCAACGAAGACGGGAGCUGUGAUCGUCCCUUCCUGCGGUUUCGAUUCCCUUCCGAGUGACUUGGCUGUCUUCCUCUCCAAUCGCACUCUGAAGAAUGCCAUCGGCCCCCAGACGCAACUCGGCCUCUCGCAAACCUUCUUCGAUAUCAAGAGUGGGAUUUCGGGCGGCUCGCUGGCGACGCUAGCGACAGAGAUCGAAGAGGUGCCGCAAAUCCUCCUCGCCCAGAGCCGUCAAGACUACGCGCUGAGCCCAGUCCAUGGAUACCCGAGCCCGGCCUUCCAGAAGGCCGUCCGCGUCCCGUUCUCCUCUCCUCCGGCGUACGGCGCGUUCUGGAUCAUGGCGAACGUGAACCGCGCGAUCGUGCAGCGCACGUUCGGCCUCAACGAGCUCCUCGCAAAUUACUCAGGCGCUUUGCUCACAUCCGCGCCAGUGCAGGAGACCGCGGCGCAGAUCCGUCCCCUGACGUAUGGCCCGGAGUUCCGCUAUGCGGAGUAUAUGGCCGUCGGCACCUCGCGGCUCGCGGCGUCCGUGUCGAGCACGCUGCUGGGCGUGUGGCUCGCGUUGUUGUUCUACGUCCCCCCUAUAUGGUGGUUCGUCAAACUGUUCCUCCCGAAGUCGGGCGAGGGCCCUUCUGAGCAUCAACUGAAGACAGGGUACAUGACGGUGACCAACUUCACCGAGGCUGCGAGCGCACCGGGCACCUGGGCGAAGACGACCAUCCACGGAAAGGGCGACCCUGGCUACCUCCUCACCGCAGGUAUGAUAUCCGAGUGCGCGCUUGCACUUGCUUUGGACGACGCAUCCCUGCCGCCCCAUGCGCGCCUCGGAGGCGUGCUUACGCCCGCGACCGCGCUCGGGAGCGACAUCGUCAGUCGGCUGGAGGCGUCAAGUCUACUCCAUUUCGAGAGUCAGAUCGUGCGCGGCCAGGAAGAGAGCAGGAAGGACCGAUGA